GUUAAGUCAUUGUCGGUAAUAUCGCCGAUGAAUACAUUUAUGGACCAAAUUCAUUUACGUAUUCAUCACGUUUUACAUCUUUUUUCUUAUUUCACGAAUUGACGUAAUCAAAAUUGGACAGUUCUCCAGCGUGUUUCCACUUUGUUGAUAUCCCGAACCCCGAAUUCCACUAUUUCCGACAGUCCUUUAAGGCACCGCUUUGCCCACCACCAGCAGCAGCCAUCCGCAUCAAACAGAUUUCAUUCACUGAGUGGCCGCUCCGUAGAGAACAACAGGCUACCUCCCUCUGUCCUGUGAUGCUGCACAGCUAUGGGACAAAGGAAACAAACAAACCUAUGAAUCAAGGUUGCUAUCUAACAAAGAGCCAUAAACUCAGCAUCAACAUGGGAUUCUAAAUUAUGGGAACACUGUAAAGACAGCUCCCUUUGUUAUUAUUUACAGUUUUUCUACCCUCCUAGGCUAUUUAUUGUAAACAAAUCACUUCAUAGAUAGUAUUCUGAAGUGUUUAGCUAAGGAAGGUGAUGUUCUUGUGUAUUCAGUCGAGAUAUCAUUGUUUAGUGGAUUACAAGGAUAUUUUAGCCCUGAUGUUGUGCUGUGAUAGAGGCUUCUUGUGACAGAGCAGCGCUGCUGUAAAUAGAAAUGUGGAAUAAAACAUGCACAUAACUAGAGGGGCUCAGUCAGCUCCAGUCUUACUGGCAGGGCAGAGUCUUUGCUCCAGCAUCCAGCCCUGCAGCAGCUCCACUGUGUCCUCAUGUGGCACUAGUCACUGACUGACUUGUCAGCACAGCCAGGAGCCGACUGAAGCUGAAAGUCCAGCUGCGCCAUGACUUCGUCGGACAAUGAUGAAACGGGGAGUGACCUGUCCGAGUCCCUGGAGAUCCGUGAGCUCCAGGACCAGUACACGGACCCAGAGAACUGCUUCAAGUCCAAAAGCUUGCCCAUCCUGAAUGGGCCAUGCCAGCCGGAUCGCAAGGUUGCGGAGUCUCGGCUUGUCAGCACUGCCCACACAUGCGUGGCCGUGAACGAGAGCAGCGAGCUCCAGCCAAAAACCCCGGACUCGAGCCAAGCGGAGUCCCCCUCCUCCAGGACAGACUUUUCCCCCUCUGCCUCCAGCAUGGUGGGGCUCAGCAGCUCUCUGCCCGUGGAGGGUCACAGGGCUGCAGGCUCUGGAGGCAAAAAACUUGGUUUCUCUCUCACCCGCCUUAUCCACAUCCCAGCCAGGAAGUAUGUGCGGGUCAUCCUGAGGGACUCGCGCUGCUUCCUGUUCUGCAUGUGCUACUUGACCUUCAUUCAGUCCCUGAUGGUUUCGGGCUACCUGAGCAGCGUUAUCACCACCAUUGAGAAGCGUUACAGCCUGCGCAGCUCAGAGUCCGGCCUGCUGGUCAGCUGUUUCGACAUUGGCAGCUUGUUGGUGGUGGUCUUCAUCUCCUACUUUGGCGGCAGAGGUCAGAGGCCACGCUGGCUGGCUGUGGGUGGUGUGAUCAUCGCUGUAGGGGCAGCAUUGUUUUCCCUGCCCCACUUCAUCUCACCACCCUACCAGAUCCAGGAGAUGAACUCAUCAGCGGGUCACGAAGGCCUCUGUCAGACCGGCAACGGCAGUGGGCGCGAGCUCGACGUUGCAUCGUGCCCUCGCGACCAGGAGGGCAAUGAGCACAACCUAUAUGUGGCUCUGUUCAUCUGCGCCCAGAUACUUGUCGGCAUGGGGUCAACGCCAAUCUACACCCUGGGGCCCACCUACCUGGAUGACAAUGUGAAGAAAGAAAACGCAUCUCUCUAUCUGGCCAUCAUGUAUGUGAUGGGAGCCCUGGGACCUGCAGCUGGCUACCUGCUGGGUGGCGUCCUCAUCGGCUUCUACGUCGACCCCAAAACUGUAGUGAACAUCGACCAGAGUGACCCUCGCUUUGUUGGCAACUGGUGGAGUGGCUUUCUAUUGUGUGCCAUUGCCAUGCUACUGGUCAUCUUUCCCAUGUUUGCCUUCCCCAAAAAGCUGCCUCCCCGCCACAAAAAGAGAAAGAAGAAAAAGAUGGGCUCACCGGGCGACGUGUCCAGCGAUGACGAUGUGAUGAAGGAAAAGUCCGGCAGCAAAGGCCAGAACGUCUCUUCCUCCAUGGGCUUUGGGAAGGACAUCAAAGACCUCCCCAAGGCAGCGCUGAGGAUCCUCAGCAACAUGACCUUCCUGUUCGUCAGUCUGUCCUACACGGCAGAGUGCGCCAUUGUCACUGCAUUCAUCACCUUCAUUCCCAAAUUUAUUGAGUCACAAUUUGGUAUCCCUGCCUCCAACGCCAGCAUAUACACCGGCCUGAUUAUCGUACCCAGCGCUGGAGUGGGCAUCGUGUUGGGGGGCUACAUCAUCAAGAAGCUGAAGCUUGGGGCCAGAGAGUCGGCCAAGCUGGCCAUGAUCUGCAGCGGGGUGUCUCUGCUCUGCUUUUCCACACUCUUCAUAGUGGGCUGCGAGAGCAUCAAUCUGGGUGGCAUCAACAUACCCUACACCACUGGCCCGACCCUGACGAUGACCCACAGGAAUCUGACGGGCAGUUGUAACGUGAACUGUGGCUGCAGGAUCCACGAGUACGCUCCGGUCUGUGGCUCUGACGGCAUCACCUAUUUCAACCCCUGUCUGGCUGGAUGCAGCACUGUGGGCAAUGACAGCACAGGGAUUAGGAACUACACCGACUGUGGCUGCGUGCAGAGCAGGCAGGUCAUCACCCCGUCCUCCGGUGGCCAGGUCAACCAGCUGCAGCUGGUCAUUGUUAAAACUUACCUGAACGAGAACGGCUACGCUGUGUCGGGGAAAUGUGACCGCACCUGCAACACGCUCAUCCCUUUCCUCAUCUUCCUCUUCAUCGUCACUCUCAUCACCGCCUGUGCCCAACCCUCGGCCAUCAUCGUCACACUCAGGUCUGUUGAUGAGCAGGAGAGACCUUUUGCUCUUGGGAUGCAGUUCGUCUUGCUCCGAACUCUUGCCUACAUCCCCACGCCCAUCUACUUCGGUGCUGUGAUCGACACCACCUGCAUGCUGUGGCAGCAGGACUGCGGCGUGCACGGCUCCUGCUGGGAGUACGACGUCACCUCGUUCCGCUUCGUCUACUUCGGCCUGGCCGCCAGCCUCAAGUUCGUCGGCUUCGUCUUCAUCUUCCUCACCUGGUACUCGAUCAAGCACAAGGAGGACCGGGCCGAGCGCUGGCGCCAGCACCUGCCUCCGCUGGGCACCGUCAGCGAGCUCAUCUGCCACGCCGGGGGCCAGAAAAGCCACGCCCGCACCCGCUCCUGCCCCGUGUUCAUCCCGCCCCGGCCCGACCCACCGGCCGCCCUGCUGCUCAACCGCGGCCACAGCAGCCUCAGUUGCCCCGGCAACGCCCUCAAAGCAAUAACCCCGCCCAUCCUGUUGCCGCACCACCACAGAGGCUCCGCCCACGUCUGAGAGCACGCCAAGCCUCCCUCUGAGGGUUCAUUGUGACAUGUGCCUUCCUGUUUGUGUCUCCACACAGUGUCUGUGUCUGCAUUACACCAAUCAGACCAGGCCAGUCUCCAGUGCUGCUGUAGGACUGACAGGCAGAGACACACGUAUGUAUGCCCACCAUACUUUAAAGGGCUGCUCAUUGUUGUUUAUGAAAACAGGAAACUGACAGAUGUUCUUCUACUCCGAGCAUAUCAUCAGCUGCAGCCACAUAGAAGGUCACACCUCUGCUUCAAGGAUUGGAUGAUGUAAAGACAUCACAUGGUGCUACUGUUAAAGGGCAGGGCAUUAUAAUCUCUGUACGGACAGAUGAGUCAUGAUCAACACGCCGUCUAAAGCACAACUGACAAACCUGUACUAUGCAAGAUCCUAUGUACAGCUCCUCCCGUCUCAGUACUGUACAGCUCCCUCUGUAUUCUACAUCUGUACCUCUUUCUUCUUCUUCUCUGCUCAAUACACACACACCACAAUGUUGUCGGCUCAUUCAGAAUCCAGUUUUUCCUUACAGUGAGCUGUGAACAUAUCUGCCCUAUUUCUCUCUCUUGUAUUUGAGCCAUUCCUGGUCUGUCUGGUUAAUGUGUUGUUUGCAUCUUCAAAACUGACUAUUUUUAGUUUUUUGUUUUUUUUUUUAAAUCCUCACUUUUUUUCUCUCUUUUUUCGUAACAGUGCCUCUAAGGCUGUCUCGGCCAGUCCAGUAUUCAAAGCUAGCUACCAGGGUAAAUGCUAGCUACCGAAAAGCCAGUCACUGUCCUCUCAGUUGAGUGACAAUACUCUACUUUGUUGCCCUCUGCUUUUGUGUCUGGCAACAGUUGUCACUGAUCUCAAGUCAUUGCGUCAAACGUUUCUCACUUUGGCAAGGUAACCAUGUAGCUUAAAGCCGACAAGCACCAAUGGUACAGUGUAUAAUGACUUUUACAAUGAGUCUUGACAGUGAGCAAGAAAUCAUAAAUUUCAACACACGUCACACUACAUUAUUAUUACAAUCUGUAACAAUUCAGGAGAAACAGGAGAAAGUAACAGGAAAGGUGUCUCAUCUCUGACCAUGUGCUGAAGCUACUGUGUCCUAAAGAUGUGAACAUAUCUGAAACUGGAGAGGAGAUUUAAAGGAAAAAGUGGCAAAACUGCUGUUUUCUAAACAAAUCAGAACCCCCCCAUUUAAAUGCAACUUCUUCAAGGUGAAAUGAUUUGUAGCUAAUCUAUUGCAAACAGUCGACAGCAGAUAAAAACGAUGCAUCAUUUUGGCUUUGUGUUGUAAUGGCUUCUCCAUUCUAAUGGUCAUCAGAUGUACAUAGUAGUUAUCUAGUAGUCUAGGCUUUUAAAGAAGUAGUGCAGCAAGCAUGUGAAACAUGGAACUCCCCCUUUUAUCAGCAAGAGUAAAAUCUAAAAUCUGAGUUCCUGGGUGUUUGGGGCCCUCUACUGGACAGAGAGAUGAUUGUGUGAAGGCCAGUGAAUGUUGCUGUUUGUCAGACCUACUGUACUAUGAAAUCCUUUGGUUAAAAGGUUAAUUGUUAAACUUAAUCACUGCACUGAAUUUAGCGCUCCCAAAGAUAUACCUGAGCAAAAUGCGACCUGCUGUCUUUAACAUUUACUGUGCAGGUCAUGUGACUGAAUCCAAUUUUUACAUUUUGUCUGCAACUUUGGUGGUGAAGUCCACGCAACUUUAAGUACAUGGCACGAGUCAGAUUUAUGGGUCUGAACAGAGGCAUGUUAAAACUGCUUGCAUGAGCCUUAACUGUUAGCUGAUGCCAUGUUUUAAUAGAACUGUCUAAUUUCCUUUUACCCUGGGCUCAUGUUGUACCUAAAGGAUCUUAUGGAGUUUGGAAAGACAUGAAGGAGGUGAUAAUAUGGCCUUUUUCUGUGUUAGAAAACUAGAUAUCAAGUGCAUACAAAAAGUAAAUUCAGUGGCACAUGUUUUAAAAAAGAAUUUUUAGUAAGUAUUUUUUUCUUUGGUGAGGGAAGAUAUAAGAUAAGUCUAAUAAAGUUAUUGUAUUUUAUAUUCUAAUCAGUAUGAAUUCAUCUUAGUUAUUAAACGUUUACAAAGAAAUGGCGAAUCUGAUGCAGAUGCAGUGAAAACAUUUUAAAAGUUAACAUUUCUGGCCAAGUUUCAUGGUAUUCUGCCAGGUAAAGAUUAUCACGUGGUAAAUGGCAGUGACUAAUUUUAGUAUUAUUGUGACUUAGUACCUCAAAUUACAUAUUCAUAAGUGAUCAUCGUGUAAAUAUUGACAAAGCAAAUGAAGCGUAUUAUAGAGUUCACACAUAGUUAGAAGCAUAUUUAUGAACUAACCUGUGGCAUUGUAGUUAAAAAGGAAAAAAUAAAACUUAAAGCUACAAAAAAAAAACAAACAAACAGUGGAUUUGUCUCGCGGUGCCUGAACAGUAUUAUUCACAUGGGAAGGGUUGAGUUCAGAUUAUACCAUAGGGGGGAGGGAGUUGGGUUAUUGCAAGUUUUUUUUUCUGUCAAGAGGACUACACAAUUGAGCUCAUUUGAGAAGCUGAGGUUGUGCUACUCAGAAUGUCCUUCUCUUUAUCUGUGAUGAUUCUCUACCUUUCCACAUUUAUUACACUCUCUUAAGUGAUGCUUGCUGAGUCAGCUAACAAUUAAACAUUUAUUCCAUUCACUAAAUGUUAUGAAUUCUAAUGAAACUCUUCUGGGCCUAAAAAAGUCUGGUAAAUUACCUUGUGAACAAACUUAAAAUGAAUAUAUUUGCCUUUUUUCUAAAUUAAAAAAAGGGUUAAUCCUGUGAAAGCAAUAAGUUCCUCAAGUAUUUUAGGCUGUCAAAAUUGUCCCAUCUCCAUCUAAACAAUGAGGUGAAGUAAACCAAACGGUGCACUCUUUGCUAAAAGGGGUAGAGAAUCAUCCAACAGUGCCACACAGAUCAUAUAACACAGUAAAUGCAAGGAUUUAACUGUACUGUACACCCACUACUUGGAAUUCAGUGUCCUGCUGUUCAAAUUGCCCGGCCUACUGCUACUACUACUGACACAGGCAACUUCUGGUUGACUGUAAGAUUUGCUUUAACACAUUUUUCCUUUCAUCAGUGUUUGAAACUGAAAGUGAACAGAACAGAAGCUGUUUUCUGAAAGCCAAGCUCUUAUCGCUUUGUGUUCCUCAGGAGCAGAAGUCCAAUUGAUGUUUGUGAACACUUGGUUUACAAAUGCCUUGAAUACUUGAUAUUUGUCAUUAAAAAUGGAAGAAAAACGA
Messenger RNA from Lates calcarifer (barramundi perch), 6659 nucleotides. Its product is annotated as solute carrier organic anion transporter family member 5A1. Bases 824 to 3421 code for a protein of 865 amino acids. The transcript is spliced from 10 exons. The record is from RefSeq and is a predicted model, not a curated record. Gene Ontology annotation, biological process: transmembrane transport; sodium-independent organic anion transport. NCBI's taxonomy places the organism in Eukaryota, Metazoa, Chordata, Actinopteri, Centropomidae. Gene Ontology annotation, cellular component: membrane. Gene Ontology annotation, molecular function: protein binding.